This is a messenger RNA of Euleptes europaea (tarantolino), 344 nucleotides long. RefSeq names its product cortexin 3 (gene CTXN3). NCBI's taxonomy places the organism in Eukaryota, Metazoa, Chordata, Lepidosauria, Squamata, Sphaerodactylidae. The record is from RefSeq and is a predicted model, not a curated record. The transcript has a single exon. The coding region runs from base 16 to 309 and encodes 97 amino acids.
GUCCUCUAUGCAUUGAUGAUGAAAAGAAGAAAACUGUGGGAUUACUCCUUUCAUCUUUCUUGGAGAAUGGAUGGAGAGCCCUUCACUUCCACCUUCUUCUAUUCUGGGAAUAUUCCCUCCGAAACUGGCAUGACACUGGAACAGAAGACUACCUUUGUCUUUGUGAUUUUAUUGUUCAUUUUCCUAGGAAUCCUCAUUGUCCGAUGUUUCCGAAUUCUCCUAGACCCAUACAGAAGUAUGCCGACCUCUACCUGGGCUGACGGACUUGAUGGACUAGAGAAAGGCCAAUUUGAUUAUGCGCUUGCUUAGAGUCAAUGAUUCACUUUAUUUAGAACCUCAGACAU